AUGGACCCGGACGCAGCCCUCCCGGCGCUCCCCAUGAACCAGACGGACGGCGUGGGCUCCCUCGCCUCCUGGCCCCCCAGGGAGCAGCCCCUGGCGGAGGAAGAGGAGGGCGCCAACUUCCUCUCGGACAUUGGCGUCGAGAACUUCAUCACCUUGAUUGUCUUUGGCCUCAUUUUUACCUUGGGCGUGCUGGGCAACUCGCUGGUCAUCACCGUGCUGGCCAGGAGCAAGCCCGGCAAGCCUCGCAGCACCACCAACAUAUUCAUCCUCAACCUGAGCAUUGCUGACUUGGCCUACUUGCUCUUCUGCGUCCCUUUCCAGUCGACUGUGUACAUGUUGCCCAGUUGGGUGCUGGGCACUUUUAUCUGCAAGUUCAUCCAUUACUUCUUCACCGUCUCUAUGUUGGUCAGCAUUUUCACCCUCUCUGCUAUGUCUGUGGACCGCUAUGUGGCCAUUGUGCACUCCCGGCGUUCUUCCUCCCUGCGGGUGUCCCGUAAUGCGCUGCUUGGGGUAGGGGUCAUCUGGUUGCUGUCCAUUGCCAUGGCCUCUCCUGUGGCUCACUACCAGCGCAUCUUGCACCAGGAAACCAUGAACCAGACUUUCUGCUGGGAAAUGUGGCCCAGUCAAGAGCACAAGAAAGUUUACGUGGUCUGCACCUUUGUCUUUGGAUACCUGCUGCCUCUGCUGCUCAUCUCAUUCUGUUAUGCAAAGGUCCUCAAUCAUCUGCAUAAAAAGCUGAGAAACAUGUCAAAGAAGUCAGAAGCAUCCAAGAAAAAGACAGCACAGACGGUCCUGGUGGUAGUGGUUGUUUUUGGAAUAUCCUGGCUACCGCAUCAUAUCGUACACCUCUGGGCUGAAUUUGGAGUUUUCCCUCUGACUCAGGCUUCAUUUGUCUUCAGAGUGGCAGCUCAUUGCCUGGCUUAUAGUAAUUCUUCUGUGAAUCCUAUCAUAUAUGCAUUUCUCUCUGAGAAUUUUCGGAAGGCCUAUAAGCAAGUGUUCAAAUGCCAGAUAAGUAACAAAGUACCUCUGAAUGAAGUUAAAGAGAGUAAGAGUAAUAUUGAUACACCACCAUCUACCAAUUGUACACAUGUGUGA
Molecule: messenger RNA, 1095 nt
Organism: Gekko japonicus
Lineage: Eukaryota; Metazoa; Chordata; Lepidosauria; Squamata; Gekkonidae
Gene: GALR1
Product: galanin receptor 1
Exons: 3
Coding region: 1-1095 (364 amino acids)
Biological process (GO): positive regulation of cytosolic calcium ion concentration; G protein-coupled receptor signaling pathway; negative regulation of adenylate cyclase activity
Cellular component (GO): membrane
Molecular function (GO): galanin receptor activity
Source: RefSeq, a predicted model, not a curated record